AUUCACGAUUCGCGUGUGUGUCAGUAACGUUUACUGUUUUUCGUUAUUUCUGUUUUGAAGCGAAACAAACGCACAUUUCAAAUCAAAAACGUUGAAAUUACCGUUGAUAUCAAAAAAACAAACACAAAUUUUUCUGUUUGGUUUUUUGAUCGACGAUUUUUUAUUUAUUUAUUUAUUUUUUUUUUUUUUUGCAAAUUGCUUGUCGUCUUUACGUUCGAUUUUAUUGUUGGUGCGAAAGGAAUGCAACAUACAGAAAAAUAGUUACGCGAAAAAAAAGUUUAGCAUAGACGAGAGAGAAGAAGAAGUUUUGAAGAGAGGAAGGAAGAGCGGCGAGAACGCGUGAAUUGGGUAGAGAAAGAGAGUGAACUUACACAGACUGGAGCACAACAGACACACAGUGACGAAAUAUAGUUCGGUACGGUGGAUAAAAUAAAGACAAUAAUGCUGCAACCAAGAAUAUUGGUUGGCAGUCAUCGAACCGAUCAACAGCAACACACUACGAAAAUCAAUCGGCGAAUUUAUAAAAAGACUUCAAAAAUGUGCGAACAAAGCGAACACUUAACAACAACAACAACAACAACAAAAACACAGAGCACCGCAACAAAUCCGGGCGAAUGUGGCAUCAACAUUAAACGAAGGCAAACGACACACAGAUCAGCUCGACUCUUGUCACCAGCUCUAAAUAUCACGUCGUUGUCGUCGUCGUUGUCACUACACAACUUAGCCACAUUUCUAAUAUUAGCAAUUACAUUAUACAGCACUACAAUAUGUAUGGCCCAAUUAUCCGAACACAACAAAGACCUUCAGCCAACGCCAUCACUUGACUCAAAUAAAGCAGAUAUAACAACAAUAUUGUUAGUGGAUAAUAAUAAUCGGGCGGCACAUGGACGUUUUCUCAACGUAAAACCGGAAGUUGGUCUGCUCACAUCAACCGCACGCACGUUCAUCCAAGACGGCGUGACAACUGAAUAUGUGACCCAAGUACUUGGUAAAACUAUUGACAAUGGACGACUGUACGCACAAUUAUUGACGAAAAGCUCACGCGUCGUGUACAGUAACAGUAAUAACAAUGAGAUUGACGCAUCUGCCGCUGCAACGGCCACAUCAACGAUUGCAUUCAAUCAAAUUGUGCCGACCCAAGUGGUUGGUGCCGUUAAAUACGCAGACAAUACAUUGACCAUUGGAACCAACGACGACAACGACAAACAACAACAACAACAACAACAAACGACCAAUACGAAAAAAACGGACGAUGACAAUUUGGUGACUUUUAUCAAAAAUACCGAUUAUAUAUCGCCAAAUAAUCCGAGCAAAGUGUACAAUGUUCAUACGGUUGCGGUAAAUUCGGUGAAUUUUGGGUCUGGCGAAGAUAUUGAAUUUGAAUUGUUACCGCAAAGUGCGGCACAAGUGCGUAUUGUGCCGGUCGAAGAAAAGGCCGAAGUUCGGCAAUCGUUUAGUGUUUCAGAGAGUAGCAGUAGCAGUAGCACUGGCAACGGUGGAAGUGCAAAAAAUGUUGAGCUUAAGAUACAACUUAGUCCCGAAAAAGUGAAAUCAAAUGUGGAAUUGCCAACAUUCACCAUCCCAAGUGGUUAUUCAUUUGAGGGUAUUGAUUCGUAUACAAGUUCCGAAAAUACAGCGGAUAGCAGCGAAGAACGUGAUGGAUUCUCUGGUAGUCCACAAGCAGUUGAUGUACAACAAAAUCGUGUUGGCAAACAAUUGACAUCGAUUAGUAUUCCAAUCGCCGGUUUCUCCGAAGAAGAAAAGCAAUUGCAGUCGGUGACAUAUUAUGGAUUUGCCGAUUUUACCACCAUUGUUGGCAACACUGUUAUUGUUUUCUCGCCAAAUACUGCACCUCCCAGCACCGGCAAAGUGACUUCGAUUAAAGGAGAAGCUACGCUUCGUGCACGUGUCGAAGCCACACCAACCGUUAAACAACAUCAAAGCAUUGCCCAAACGAAACUUUUGACUUUGAAUGCUAUCGAAGAUCAUAAUCGCAAGAGUAAGGCUGAAACAACAACUACUACAACGACAACGACAACUACAACGGAAGCAACCACCACCACCACUGAAUCGCAAGAAGAUGAAGAUGAAGACGAAGAUGUUCAAACAGUAAAGAUACCAGUAUCAAUUGAUAUCAGUACCGAAACGGCGGAGGAACAAAGUGUCGAAGAAUUAGAACAAAAAUCAUUGAUUUUGGCCAAGGAACAAAAUUCACUCAAAUACAAACUGUCACCAAGUGUGAUCGAAGCAAGCGAAGUGCAAGUGUCAACUGAAGAAGUGGCUCAAACACCAAGUGUUCAAAUUGUUGCCGCUACAACCGCUAGCAAGGCUCCAGUUAUGCUUUCGAUUCCAUCCGAUGAAGAUAUCGCUAAAAUAUUCGCUUCGUUGGCAGCCCAAGAUAAAUCAUCGGAAAGCAGUAGUCAAGAGGUUGCACACGAACAACCCGCUGAAACUCUGACCGGAGCCACGACCAUUUUCUUCGAAGACGAUCCAUUCUUACUAAUUUCAUCGACGCAAGACAUUAAACCGAGCACAAUUGUUGUGUCGGCAGUCAGUGAAUCGGCCGAAACAACCACUGAAAAUGAUGUAAAUGUACUGACCACAACGGAAGAUUUACCAGAACCAACCACAACCGCACCAAUUCAAACCACCAAAAGCGAAAGUGAAGAAGAAACCGACGAUGAGGAAAGAGAAAAACUUGAAUCCACCACCACCGACUCGGCCGAGCAAUCGGAGGAAAAGCCGGAAUGUGGCAUUGGAUACACAUUGAAACCAUCGACUGUUUAUAAAACGUUGACAUAUUUGACGACAUUCUUCAUUCCGGAUGAUGAUGACGAUGAGUCAACCACAACUUCGGUUCAAUCGAAUGAAGUUGUCGAAACCGAUGUCGCGUGGGAAUGCACAAAAGCCGUGAAAGAAGAAAUCAAACCGACAACCGUUCAAUCGGUUGAAAAGACAAAAACAAUUGAACCACCGAUCAGGCUUAGCGUUAAGGAGCGAAAUAAGUUGUUCAAUCGUUUUAGGGACAACUAUCCAGCUCAAACCACAACUACCGAGGAAGCACCAACAACCACCGAAAAUGCGAGCGAAGCUGAACAAAUCGAUGAAAACGGUGGAAAUGUUGCGACCACAGAAAAUGUUGAAGGCAACACCAUUGAAGCGGUCACAUCGUCAGUAUCGUCUUCAACCACCACCGAAUCGACAAAUGACUCGGAAGAAGAAGAAAUUGAACUCAUCUACAAAACACUCUUUACAACGUACACAUAUUUGACCACUUUCUUCCAUGGAUACACGAGCAGUGUUUCGAGUCGCAAGGAAGUCGUUACCAAUAUCGUGACAUCAACUUUGGAUAUGUCAAUGAUCAAGUCCGAUGCAGCAUUGGCCGAUUUGGUUGCCAGCAUGUCUGAUAAAACAGAACGCAUUGAACCAACGAAGACGGUUGGCGAUGGAGCAAAGACAACGGCCAGUGCACGCAAAGAGCAACCCAUUAGCAUUGAAGAUGUUUUCGAUGACAGUGUGGUUGAAAGUUUGAAUCAAGCCACACCGAUUCUGAGCGAUUCGGCCAUUGAAGCCUCAAAAGUCGAAGGCUCACUGAAGACAUUCUACACCACGUACACUUAUUAUACGACAAUCUUUGCGGAUGGUGAAACGGAAAUCGCGUCCAGAACAGAAGUGUACACGAAUUUCGUUGGACAAUCAGUGAAACCGACGAAAUUGAUUGAAGAGGAUAGACUUUUCUCAACGAAACUGGUGGCCAAUGAAAAAUUGAACGAAGUUGACGAACAAAAAGAAGACCAAAGCACUGAAGCAUCGGAAGAAGAGGAAAAUGAUUUGGAUAAUCAUGUGAUUCAGCCAAGCUACAGCACAAUGGUUCGAUCGUUGAAAAGCUCUGGCAAAUCGGAGGCAGUUACAACUACACAAACUAACGACAGUGAAAAUGGCAAUACAACCACUGAACCAUCGCGCGAAAAACAUGACAAAGACGAAGAUAUCGUAGAUGAAGAGGCCGAAGAAACCACAAUUGCUGUUAGUAAAUACAAUUCGACGGGCAAAACGAUCAAAAUCCCCGAUACAAAACGAGUGGUCGAAAGUAUUCGCAAGCAAUUGAACAAUAUUUUGGAGGAUCAAAUCAGUUCGGAAAGUCAAAAUGAAGAGAUUUUGCCAUCAUCCACACUGCUGUUGCAAACAAGCUACACAACAUUCACAUACUUUACCACUUCGUAUGCCGGUGAUACAAGUCAAAUUCUAUCGCGAUUGGAAACAAUUACAAAUGUGGUCACCGAAACGCUUCAACCGACUCAAACGAUCAUAAUUCCACCGGCUGCACUUGCCGAUGAACCAGUAUUGCCAACGACAUAUUUCACCACAUUCACCUACUGGACGACACUAUUCAAAGAAGGCGAAGUGCUUACCACAUCAAAUACAAAGAUUGUUUCGAAUGUUGUGUCACCAACUGCUUCAACAUUGGCCAUCGAAGAAAUAUUCCCCACGGCACGUGUGAAACCCAAUGUAGAUGCACCACCAACAAUUGUUGUUGCUGCCCCAUCACCAUCAAUUGUUGAAGCUUCGCCCAUUGAAAGUGAUACAGAGACGGAAACCAAGAAAAUUCAAGCUAAAAAUGUGGUCGAAGCUUCGGUUGUGAUACCAACACCCGUACAAGAGCCAACGACUUAUUUCACAACAUACACAUACUACACCACAUCAUAUGUUGGCGACGAUACCAUUCUCAAUAGUCGCUUCGAAACGGUUACAAAUGUUGUUACUCCAACGCUUGAAUCGACAGCUAUGAUAACACCAGUUGGCCGUGCCAUCAAUUUGGAUAAUGUGAAUUUGAAUCAAAUUUCCGAUGGAAAGAGCGAAAAGAAAUUGACAAAAGAAAAAUUGUCCGAACGACCGGAAAGACCAAAGGAAAGUGUUGUAUCGAUUAAUGCCGGUAAAAUUGUGGAUGCUGAAGGUAUUUCCACCAUUUUCUAUACAACAAAAGCCAUUGGCACCUACGUCGAUGAUAUGUACACUCAAACCACCGAAAAGACUUCGUCGGUUCGGGUUGAUGAAGCCAAAAAGAGUUCAAUUUUGGAGGCAACACCAAAUUACGCCGAUAACAAGCACAAAACGGGCCUGGUUCGUUUGAUUAAUGGCAAAAUUGUGGCCAAUCAAACGACAACUUUGUAUCAAUCGAAAGUGAUCGGAACGAUUAUCGACAAUCGUUAUGCCCAAAUCAUCGAAAGUACAUCAAGUUAUAUUAUUGAUAAGACACAAGUAGCCAGCAUCGCACCAACCGCCACCACCACAUCCAUUAAGCCAACGGAAACAGUGAUUAGUCCAACACCGGCUGCCGUUGAAAGUUCAUUGAGUGAUUCGCACACCGAUGCCGGUCAAACGGAAGGCGAAGAGGAUGAAAAUGAUGAACAAGGUGAAGAAGAAGAAGAAGAAGUCGAUGAAAAUGGACGCAAAAAAUCUCGAUUAACAUUUGCCACAAAGAAAAAGACAUUUACACCGGUCAUUCGGCCAUUCGCUUCAAGAAAUCGUCCAACAUUUGCACCGAAACGAAAGAAUUUACUUGCCAGCAGUGCAACAAUCAUCACACAAAGUGACUUUACGCCAACGAUUCGUGCCACGCCAGCAAUUGGUAAGCAAGAAACAACAAGCACACGACGAUUUAGUGGUGGUGCACGGCGAACAAGCAACGCUCCGUUCAUACCAGGUGUAUCGUCCACUGCAUCAGCAGCAUCUGCAAGUGGAUCGAAACGAUUUUCACGCUUGAGAACGAGUUCGGUGAGCCCAAGUGGACCAUCAUCGGCUGUACCAAGCGGAAGUGCACGCGCCAUUCGUCCAUCAUCCGUUCGACCAUCUUCGCAAACGUCGGGCGUGCUGGGUAGCUCCCGAAGAGUCGGAAAUUUAUUCCGAUCAAGCGCAUUGCCCGGAAAUCGGUUGAGCAUUUCGCCAAGUUCAGUGCGAUUCCGUACGAAUCCAACACUAUCGCCAUCAUUGCGUGAUGCCACCACAACAAAGGCACCCGAACAAGAAGAAGCAACCACCGAGCCCAUUGAAUCGAAUCCAGAAGAAGCGGAAGUUGAUGAGGACAAAGAGGAUGAAGAAGUAGUAAGCACAACUACGGAAAAUGCACGUCGCAAUCAAAAUCCAUUGUUGCGAUUCCGUAGACCGUUAACAUCGGGAGCGAGUCGUUUCCAACCGACUAGCACGCCACGUGCGGCUCAAGUCUCUGUUUCUACUCGAAAAUCACCCUUGCAACGAGCACGAGCCACUCAAACAACAACCACAACGAGUACAACACCCAAGCCAAAACAACGAUCAUUCCAGAAACCAGCCGGUUUGGCCACGCUCACCAAUCGACCACGCACCUCGUCCAAUGGAUUGUUUCCACCACGUUCGCUGUUCAAGACCACCACUGAAGCGAACCAAGAGGAAAUCAACGACGUAGCCAACGAAGCAAAUAACGAAGAACAAGCCAAUGAGGAGGAGAAUGGUGAAAUUGUCGAGGGUGCCGAAGAUACGGUCGAUCCAGAGUAUGACGGUCGUAAUAGACGUGAUAACAAAGUCGCAUUCACUCCACAAUUCGCUUUGAGGAGUCGCAAACGAACAAAGCGUCAAAUUGACUAUGGAACCCGGACUCUUUCACGUUAUCGUCAACCAGCAACGCGCAGUGCACCGCAACCACAAAUUGCAGCUCGCGCUAGCAAUGAUGAUGUCUACUAUGAUGAUGUUGAAGUACCAACACAACGACCAAAAACCCAAAACACACGUUACACAUCCAGAUAUCGGCCGACAAACAACGCCGAUGCACAUGAAUUUCUACAAAAUGUAAAUACCCAAUCGUCGAAUGCAAACUCACGAAUUCGUCCAACAAAAACGGCGGCCAAACCAAGUCGAGCUCAAUUCACAUUGCGCAGCGGCAGUGAAAAGGAAGUUUCAAACAAUCAUGCACCGGCAAUUAGUCGAUCAUCGAAUUUUCGCCGUACACAAAACAUAGGCGCUAAUUCGAAUGGAUAUGUGCCACAAUCAUCGGCCCGACGAAAGCCAUUGCCAACAUCCUCAUCGCGAGCAAAAACACCGAGAUUGAGAAAUUACGGCAAUAGCUAUACGAGUGAUUCGCGCAGCGGACGUGGACGAACGACUGGUACAUCAAAUGCUCGAACACCAUCACGUGGAUCGACUCGUACCCGCGGUAGAGUUGCUAACGAUGCAAUCGACUAUGAGUAUAUUCCAAACUUUGACGGAACAAUCACUGUAACUCAUCACAUUCCAACUGAAGUGACCAUUCCCGUUGUUAAUGGCGGGAAUACGGACUAUAAAAACGUUAUCACCGAUAAAGUGAGCAUCGAAGUACUUGGACCACAACAAUACAGCACCACAGCACGUGCUCACAACGGGCUUACAUUGGUUUUGAGCAGCGAAGCAACAAAUAUCGUCAAAGGAGCCACUGAAAUCACGCAAUUCUUCUUGAAAGAAACACCAACGACAUCAGUUACCUUUACGCCAACGCAAAUUAACCGCCGCAAAACAUCAUACUCACACAUUAUACCAAGCACCGUGUACAAUGUUGAACCGGUCGUUUCGACCAUUCAACCACAAAUUUCGGCCGAUGCACCACUUGCCAAUAUUUUGCUGUCACAACUUUUGCUUGGCAAUCUGGGCGGUGCACAGCAGCUUUUACCGCAACAGCAACUCUUGGGAUUGGGCGGACAAUUGCCAUUCAAUCCAAUUCAAACGACCCAAUUGGCUCCAGUUACCGAAUACAAGACACGAAGCACGACCUAUGUUACAACUUUAUCAAAUGCCGAACCAACCAUUCUAACGGUUACGUUCCGUGGUAAAGAAAUUAUGACCACCAUUUUCGAUGAUAAUGUUAAUGUGAUAACAGCUACGGAAUUCAUAACGGACACAAUUGUUACGACGCCAACGCAACAAACUGUGCAACCAACACAAAAUAUCAACAAUAUUCUGUUGCAACAGCUGUUGGCGCAGCAAAAUCAAAAUCCACUGUUGCAAUCGCAACAGCAAAAUCCAUUGAACAUUUUGAUGAUGAAUGCCGGCAAUGCGGCUGAUUUGGACAAAUCACAAAGCUUACUGCAAGAUUCAUUGUUGACGUUGGGCAAACAAACGCCACAAGAAUCGUUCGAUGACAAGAGAAACAAUAAAAAACUUGACAUUGACGAGCCGAUUGAAGAGGAUUAUCCCGACUUGGAAUCGUAUGAAAAUGAACAUCAUGAACAAAAAACGGAAAAACGACCACCGCCCGCAUUCCUUCAAAAUAAACUGAAGAAAUUGUCCAAACCAACACCACUUGAGACUAGCAUCAUCACAUUGUAUGUGAGUGGUCGCAAACCGGGUGAAUUCAGUACGGUAUUGUCAACGGUGAUCACAACACCCGAUGCAUUGCUUCAGAAACGAGCCAUUGACGAUCAGGUGAUUGUAAAAGCAUCACAGCUGCCUGAUUUCAAUGAUGUAUACAAUGCUGAAGGUAGUAACAUUGAUGAAAUUUAUUUGCCAGCCGCAUCGACCACCAACGAAUUGAAUUUGAUUGAGUCUAGUCAGAAUGGUGUUGAAUAUGGAUUGCCGGCCGAAACGCAAAGCCUUGAAAGUAUUCUAGGCGAUGUCAGCAACUAUGUGACGAAGUCUUUUUUAUUGGUCGUCACCAAUGCAGUCGAAGAGUCAGCAAGGGGCAACCAACAAGAAGAAGAAGAAGAAGUAGAAGAAGAAAACCAACCAGAAAAAUCGAAAGCAUCGCUGAACAGAAACAAACGCGACGCAUCCAAUGACGAUGAAUUGCCAGUAAAUCAAUUGAGUUCAGUGGCGCAACGACAACGCAAAAUUAAAAAAUUCAUUAGGAAAAUAGGAAACAAUCCAAAUAAUACUCUUAGUAGUGAAGCAAAUGAUAAAUUAAACCUUAAACGUAGUAGCAGUAAUAACGAAAAUACUCAAGAUGAAAUUAACAAUGAAUCGAGUGAGCAGAGUGCAGUCACUCCAGCAGCAGCUCAGAUUCGGCCGAGCAAACGACGAAUUAUCGUACCAAUUCGACGAACUCGAUUCACACCGUCACCAUCACCAACGUCGUCAACACCGUCGUCGCCGUCGCCGUCGCCACCACCACGAAAACAACAACCGGCAUCAUCGACCCAACCAACAUCAAACGAUUCAAGCAACGAAUCCAUCAACAAUCGACACACACUUUCAACGGAACAAAAGAAAAAAUUAUUCGUAAAACGUCGUCGCAUCACACCAAAGCCAUUUAUCGCACUUGAACCCUCCAUCAUCGAAGCAUCUUCAUCAUUAUUAUCAUCCCUGACGCCGUCAUUGAUUGUGGAAACUACUCCUGACAUUUCGAUUGAGUUUAAAACUCGCCUAAACACUGAACAACGAACAUUUACAUACCUUGUUACACGCGUACAUGACAAACAAUCGGAAACUAUUUCAUCGACAUUUUCCUCCUUUUCUCCUGCAAAUUGUUCGAAACCAUCAGCAUUAAGCUUGACUGCGAGUUUUGUGCGAAAUGAUUGGAAGGGUAUCAGAGCGGUGAGUCCAGCGUCAUCCAUAAUGUCGAUGUCGAUGUCAGCAACAAAUAGCCAUAAUCAAUCGCAUAAUUUAAGUCAUUAUCUGCACAAUAAUAAGCAAGAAAACUACCAAAGUCGCCAAAGAAAAGAUCGAUCUAGUCAGAAUCAUGAUCGGCGUCGUUUACAAAAUAAUUUAGGUGUUAGUGCAGAUAAGCAGACGGAUGAGGCGCGCUAUAAUUUAGCCACACGCAUCAUGUCGAAUGGUGUUGAGGUUAUUGUUGCUGGCGAUAAGACGACAUUGCCCGGUGGCCAUCCGAAUACACAUUUACGAAUUUUAACAACUACAACCGAUGCAUUUAAAAUGCCAUUAACACUGGCACCCAGCACACUCAAAGAUCAUAUGCUGUUGAUGCUACCGCAACAAACGAUGAACAAUGGUGCUGUCGGUGCUGUCGCUGUCGCCACGGAUCCCGACAAAAGUACACAGGUUUUGAAUGAAUUGCAAUCGUUUUACAAUAAAAAUCAAUUCGUCACCAAAACCUGUCUCACAACAUUCACAUAUUCGGCGACAUAUGUUGUGGAUGGCAGCACAAAAAUUGAAAGUCGCGAAAAAGUCAUCACAAACACGGCCACCGAGGAGCGAAACGCUUAUAAUAUUCGACCGACAAGCUCAUCCGGGAUUACAUUGACACAGACUCCAAAUCUUGCAACGGGUGUCUUCAAAACGACGUACACGUAUUUGAACACCGUUUUGGAUGGCGAACAGCCCGUUGUGUUGACAUCACAGCACACAGUUACAAACACAAUAACGGCGCCCGAGGAUUACUUAUCGAUUUUGCAACCAUCCGAACCGAGUGCAACACUAUUCGAAACGAACACUUACUAUAAUACGAUGGUAUUGACGAAAACGCUAACCGAUAAUGACAUUUCCAAGGUGAUCAGUACGACGGAUGUGGUGAAGCAAGUGGUGAUCACGGAGCUGUUGCCAUCAAAGAGUAUGUCAGUGAUGACAUCGUACAUUGCUAUUGAUGCUGAAGGAAAUGAGAGUCCAGCUGACAAAGCCGAUAUUCUAUCGUCACCCUUGCUAUCGGCCACUGAUGUUGUAAAAACGUUCUUCGUCACCUACACAUACUUCAAUACGUAUUUGAUCAACGGCAGCACAAUUGUGCGUACGAAUAUGUCAACGUCAUCCGUUGUGGCCACAGAAAAGCUUUACAUUUAUCCGACAAUAAAACGAAUGCCCGCACCACAAAUGACAACACGAAAUGCAUUACCCAUUCGCAUUGAGCCGCUCGACAAUAACAUUGGCCUCGAAGAUGAUUACAAAACCGAAUCCAACGAGCUCAUGAACAAUGAAUUAAGACAAACUGUCAACUUGUAUGCAACCAAAACAUUUGCCACGACAUUCACGUAUUUCACAACUCUGUUGCAAGGUCCGACCAGUAGUGAUGCAUCGAACGGGCCAUCAUCGGUUCGUGAUGAUUAUGACAAUGAACAUUUGUCGACGGUUGUCAAUUCGCAUACGCGUGUCGUUGAAAAUGUUGUCACCGAAUCGAUUCCAAUGAACUUUUUGCCAUCGACGGCCGUGCAUCGUCUGAAAUUGCUCUUUUUUGGCGACGAACAAAAUCAACCACAAAUGAAAAAUGAAUUCAAGUACACAACUUUAGCCACCUUGAUCGAUGGCCAAGCAAUUGAAAUAACAGCAAUAAAAAAUACCAUCGAUCCGAGUUCAAAAGUCAAAGAUGAUAUGCAAACGGCAAAUGUUUACGCAAAUUCACCAGCUCUGAGUAGUGAAGAGAGUAGCGAAGAGCAUUUGAUUGAAAUUGAUAACACAAAGAAUGACCUGGAAAAUGAUCAAGAGGCAGCUGGAAGUGAGAUUGAGCAACAUGAAACUAGUCCGGUAAACAAGAAUAAAGUCGAUUCGAGUCAAUUGCUUAAAAAUUCGACAAAAAUCAAAACACAAACCCAAUCACCAGUCAGCAAUUUGAUUGGAUCGAUCAAUUUCAAUGGUUUGAAAGUACUUCGUCCGAUGAUUGAUGCCGUUGCCGGUUUAAUCAAACCCAUGAUCAAUUGGAACAACGAUAGUAUUGCAAGUAAUACUCAAACAAUUACCGUGCAUCAUACAUCGCCGUAUCCAUUGUAUACGCCAGCUCGACCACACGGCGGAAGCCUACCACCAAUUCCGGAUUAUAUCGAAAAUUAUGCAGGCAAUCAAAGUGGCGUAACAGUGCCACAACCACCGGGUAACAUUGAACCAGCCAAAGGACACGCACGCAAUCCGAUUUACAUUCCAGUUAAUGGGAACAAGGAGAAUUUUGAAAAUAUUGAAAAUUUAACACCCGUCAACUUUCUGCCUCCCGAAAUUGUCGAUCACUCUGAAAGUAGCAACGAAAUCUUACACACAAAACCCAAUCCAAAUUUGAGCCAGAAUCCAAAUCAAAAGAAUAAAGUUCCAAUUCUUGAUGGCGGCAUUCCGAUUUCACCCGGUGACGUUAUUACAGCCAAUUCGGAUGUUAUUUUCGGACGACCAACUGGUAAUCGGCCAAGAAUUCCAUUGAAUAGAGAUACUCCAGUUUCAACGGUCAAAACGAUUGCAAACGGCAAUAUGUCACCGGAAUCGUUUAAUUCGGAUUCGCAUUCAAUUUCCUCGGUUCAUAGUGAAACGUAUAUUGGACCACCGCCACCAUUGCCGCAGAAAACAUUACCGCCAUUGCAACAAAAACCACCGCAUUUGGCCAAAGCAACACCACACUUUAAUAAAAUUCCCGUCUUCCGAAACAAACCAAUGUUCAUACAGAACAAGCCACAACACAUUCUGUCUGCUUUGCCACCACAUCAACUGAUCGGCAAUCAAGUGCAUCCGAGCGCAGGAUAUUCAAAUCAAGUGCAUCCAAAUCAGGGACCUCCAAUUCUGAAUCAAGGGCUACAUCCGAAUCAAGGACCACAUCCGAAUCAAGGACCACAUCCGAAUCAAGGGCACCCAAGCCAAGGACACCCGAAUCAAUUGCAUCAAAACCAAGUACAUCUGAACCAAGUGCACCCAAAUCAGGUGCAUCCAAACCAAGUGCACUUGAAUCGAAUCCGCGGCCAUCUUGGUCACAUCAACAAGGAUCAACCGCUAAAUCGUUUAGUUCAACAGCCGGUCCGACCGAAUUUGAUUCCUCUGAAUCAUGUGCUGCCAACACCGAAUAUUGGUGUGCAACCAAAUCAAAAUGAUAUGCAUAAAUAUGUGUUGAACAAUGUUGCCGGCGGUGUGAAUGAUAUUAUUGAAAUUCAGCGCAUUCCAGAAGUGUACAGUACGGAUUUGCCACCGGUUCACAUUUACCAUGCACCACAAGAAAUCGUCUCAUUCACAGCGGAAACGAUUGAGCCCACCAGAACAGCACAUCGACCACACGACAUUCAAACCAUUGAUCAAUUCCCAGAGGUCGUUGAAAGUGCCACUGGCCAACCGUUGUUUGUGAAUAUUCAACCAUCACAAAUUGCAAAGGUUGUGAUUCCACACGGUAGCUCAAGUGCUCUCAUUUUCGGCGGUGUGCAAGAGAUGCACAAGUCUGGCGAAUACUUUGACGAUCCAUCACCAUAUCCAAAUGCCAACGAUCAAGUGGUUAGCAUUCAUGCGCAGCCAUCGAUUGCUGUCACAAAUAAUGUGAACGCUCAAGUGCAAGACGUGAACAAUGUGCAAGUUGGUUCAAUUCCAGCUGUGGCCAAUCAAAAAGUGAACGUUGAUUCACACGUUUUGAGUCAAGAUGUUGAUAUGCAUGUACCGCCAAUUAUAUUCAGAAAUCAAGACACAAAUGACAUUCCAAUUACAUCGGGAACAAUUCCGAAUAAGAACGAACCAUAUCAGCAGCAACAGCAGCAUCGGCAACAACAAUAUAAGCAACAGCAACAGCAACAUCAACCUCAGCCUCAGCCACAGUACCAUUAUAACCAACACAUUCCAAAUGUGUUCAAUCGCAGUUAUCAGGAGCCAAAUCCAUAUCUUCAAAUUCCAGCAGGAAAUUUGAUUCGCGAUAAUAAUCGAUCACCGUUCGUAGUUGACAUUCAAAGCAUAAAUUUGGGUAUGGGCCAAGACGAUGCCGAUGCCGAUGCCGAUGCCAACAUUUCGGGUGAAGUGAACGAUGACAAUUUGCCGUUGCAUUCACAAGCACCAUCAAUAAACGAACAUUUCAAUAUCGAUCAGCACAAAGAUGAUGACUACGAAAAUGAGCACGGCGAAGUGAUUCAGGAAUCGAAUUCGGUGCCGCAGCUCGUGUCUAGCGAUCAAUCGUUUUCGGAUAAUUUGAAUCAAAUUCCUGAUUACACAAAACCAACGACCAAGAGUGUGCCCAAAGAUCAACGCAUCCCAUUCACACAGACCGAAGCAAACAGCUUAUGGAAUAAGUAUCCAUCGACAAGUGAAUUAUACCCGGUGACCUUUACAACUGAACGGCCAACGUACAGUCAAACAACGCCACCACAUUCACUGACCACGAGUCCAAAUCGAUCGCCGUUCGGAACGCAUCAAGUGAAAUUACAAAUUCCACCUGUUGCACCAAACUUAGUCAAUGAUAUGUAUGUGCCGUUGAAUCACACUCAAACGCACAAACCGAUUUUGGCACACGGCCCAGGUUAUGUCAAUCGCAAUCCAAAUAAUAAACCUGUUUUCUAUGGACAUCAAUCAGUCGAUCCAAGACCAUCGAAGUUUGGAACUCCGCAUCAUAUUACACUGCAAAAUCCUCCAGUUCCACCACACUUUGCUGGGCCAUUGUACACGGAUGCACAUCGACCACCACCAAUUCCGCCACCACAUCACUCGCGACGACCGGUUUCAAUCAAUCAAAAACCAUUCUCAAGAUAUCCAGUGCAUUACAACAAGCCAAUCCCAACGAAUUAUUCGGUGCAUCAAGGCGAACCAAUCAAACCAAAUUGGCAUUCGAGCAAACCAUUCGAUGCCAACCACUUUGGACCCAAUGCACCGCUUACAACCACAAGACAUCCAACGACUUCACAAGAUCAAACACCACAAACGAGCGAAGUGAAUACGCACAGCACACAUCGACCAUUUGUUCCAUCGAAUAAUCAACCAGAUGCCGAUUCAAAGAUCACCCACUACACCGAUCCAUCAACGAAUAUUACACAUUCCAUACAAGAAUCAUCAGACAUUUUCGAUUUCACACGCGGCAAACCAUUCGUUUACCCACCACAGCGACCAGUAACGCAGGAGCAGACAUCGCAUUUGAAUAUCGGCGAAGAGAAGCGGCCAGUGUCGAAUGUAAAACACACAAAGACCAACGAAACACAGUCGAAUGUGGAAAUUGCACAGGCCGACAUAUUUGAUUACAAGGAGAGCAUAAAUCCACACAAUUUGGCUGCGAUUACCGAAAAUCCAAAUCAAAUUAUGACCACGGACAAUUUGCCGGGCAUUACGAACACUGCCUUUAUUCCGUUUGGCGAAAAGACAAAAGUUCCAAUGCCAGUCAUUGAACAAGUAUAUCCAAAAACACCGGCCACUGAAAUGCAACCGCCACCAACUUAUGCUACAAACUAUAAGCCGUAUAUUCAAAAGCAUGUGCCAGCCAUUUCACCGUCACCGCAUCACCAAAAUGUGUUGAUUGAAGAGGUGAUGGGAUUGUCACCGCCCCCAAUUCCGAAAAUCAAGAAACAACCAUCCGAAAUGCAUGGCAACUACGGUAAAGUGGCGAUUUCACACGGCAAUUUGCAUCCGGUGCACAAACCAAAUGCAGGUCAUUUCUCCAUUACCGCUCCAACGCACUAUCCAGAAACGUCAUACGUUACAACGCAUCACGAUAGUUAUGUGGAAAGUGGCACAGAAAUGGGUGCCAUUGGUGAGCCACAAAUCGUAACGAGCACUGAAGAUCCAGAGGUGGCCGAUAGCGAUCCAAAUGAUAGUGUACGAAUUCCAUAUCAUAAUGUGGAUCGUGAGAAACCGGUUACAAAGGUACCGUCUCGAAUACCAGACAUUACGACUACCAAAGGUGACGAUGUGAUCGAUUUGGAUGAUUAUGUUCGGUAUAGCAUUGAUUCGAAACCAGAAUUGCCGAAAAUCACAACGCGAAAACCAUUCAAACCAACAUCGAAUGGUCACAUGCCACAGUCACCGCAAUUCGAUGAAAAUGUUUUGGUGCAGCAGCCAUCACAGCAUCACAUCUUUGAAGAAACAAUGAGCACAACAUCAAGAGGCACACCAUCAACCACAAUGGCCACCGACAAUUUCAUCCAGCCAACGGCAACUCUUAAGGUUCAAACGGUUAAGGCUACUCGACACACGGUUCACGAUACAAAAGUGUUAACGGUAACAACCACCAAGACAACCGUUCGAUCACAGGGCAUCACAUCAACAAUUUUACUCACAUUGACCAGAACGAAAACAUCAACAUUCGUUGACACUAUCACGCACACACUGGUCAAACCGACCCGGGUUAGUCACGAGCCAACGAUUAAACCAACCAUCUUCACUGCACCAAUUACAAUGCAAAAGGUUUCCGGAUCGUCGGCAUCAAUCGUACCGAAUCCAUCGUUCUCGAUUUAUGCCAUUGGAUCACCGCACGAUGAAAGCGAACAUGAGCACGACAGUUCGAAUGUGUCCAGCGAAGAUCAGUCAUUCGAAUUGGAAGACAUUCAUGAUAUUGAGCAUAUGAUUGCGCCAACACCAAGAAUCCCCGAACCAUCGAUCACAAAACAUGUUGGUAGUAACUCGGCGGCGGCCAACGCCACCAACGAUAGCAUUUUCGUUGUGAUGACCGAUCGCAAGAAACUCGGAACGAUCAAUAUUAACGCUGAUCUACUGCAUACGUUGAGCACGAAUUUACAAAAUGCAACCACUAAAAUGCAUCAUGAUGAAAAGACGAGCGGCACACAGAAGAAGGCCCAGGCUACAAUUGGAGCCAUUGACGAUGUUUCCACCGAUGAUGAUGAUUUCUUCGACGAUUUACCCAAACGAGAUGAAGAUGAUAACCGAAAUGAUGUUAGCCAUGUACUGCUUGGCGGCAUUCUGAUUGCAACUCCACCACGCUCAUCGGAAGUGUCGAAGAAAAAUGGUGCUAAACUGCCGAAAACAACCACACACAAUUAUGAUAUCAAUCUGGCCGAUGAAAUUGACGAACACAUUGAGAGCCAAGGUGCAGCGAUCAUCGAAGAAACACGAACAUCACAUGAUAAGAGCCGAGUCACCACACAGCCUGAAUGCCAACCGGACUGCAAGGCGGUUAACAAUGAAAUUUGCCAGAUUACCGGCGAUUUGGCCAGGUGCAUUUGUCGACCUGGUUUCGCCCGAAUGUUCCUCGAUCGACCAUGCAAACCUACGUACACAUACACGUUGCAUUUGGCCGUUUCUCAGCUGCAGAGUCAAUCAUUGAAAUACGAAGAUGCAUUGCGCAAUCCAUCGUCACCAAAAUAUUCGCACUUGAUGCAAGUUGUACACGACGCCAUCGAUCGCAUGGUAAUGCAAUCCGAACUACGUGACAUAUAUCAUGGCGUUCAUGUGGCUGGCUUCAACAAUAUCACUCGAUCGAACAGCACACAGGCAUCGUCGAAAGUAUCGAUCGGACCGAUGUCAUUGCCAAUGAAAGGCAUCGAAACCGAAUUCCAUCUGCAAUUGUCCGAUAAUUCAAAGAACGAAGAGCAAAUUAUGGACGUGUUCAAGAAGUAUUUGCAAAAGAAUAACUUCAAUUUGGGCGGCACCAACUUGUAUUCAUCACAGUCGCUCAUUGAACAUCUACGUGCUAAUGAUUUCGACGAAUGUAUGAAUGCGAAAUACCAUGAUUGCUCAGAGAAUGCAUACUGCUUCAAUUUGCGUGGCACCUAUACUUGUUCCUGCAAAGAAGGUUUUGUCGACAUGUCAGAGAAUCCAUUGUAUCCGGGUCGAGUGUGUUCAGCCGAAAUGAUGGGCUGUAAUCAAUGCAAUUAUCACGGAAGCUGCAUUGAGCAUAUCGAUGAAGAUAGCGAAGUGCAAGAAAUGCUUUGCGAUUGCUUCCAAUGGUAUGCAGGCGAAAGGUGUCAAUACAAUUUGAAAGUGUUGCUUGUUGGUCUAAUCGCAUUGGGCGGUAUUAUGUUUGCAUUGCUGUUGAUUUGUAUCAUAUUAACAUGCUGGAAACACAACCGUCCAAGUAGUGGCCGACGACGAACCGUCGUACCUGGCAUCGAUAUACUGCCACACAAGACUCUGACUGUGCACGGAAGUGGCAGUAAAACAGGAACACUGCAAGAUAGACGCGCAAUGAUCGAGGAUACCAGCAGCGAAACGAGUGAAGAUUCGUUGCAGUUGCCAUAUGUCACGAAGAAGCAACAUCAGCAAAAUGCUUCAUCGAAAAAUUCGAAAAAGGUUGUUAGCAAGCCGACAUCUGCACCUCCGAAGGGUGUUGCCCCAUCACCACCAAAAGGUAACAAUAACACAGCAACGAUGGAUCAAAAUCAAUCAUUGCCGGUGAUGAUUCCGCGCGCAAAAUACUAUUCGCAACAAACGACACCAGCUCCACCAGAUCCACAGCAACAACAUCAACAUCAAGAUCGUCGUGGGAUGCAAACGGGUGUAGCAACGGCAACUCAAGGGCAAGCAACGAUGUUCACAACAACCGAUUCGAUUGGUUCAACUGCGGAGGCGAAAUUGUUAAGCUACUUAGAUGCUAGUCCAUCAACGUCGAAGAAUUUUGUAAAGAAGAAGGCGAGUACGCAUAAUAGCAAGAGUCAUUUAAAUGAUGACAGUUUAAAUCAUCAUUAUCCAUAUCAUUCGGGUGAAACAGGCGCGUUAGUAUCAGCUGGAUUUGAGGUAUCUGCCACUGUAGUUCAUGACAGUUUGACUAUUGUUCCGAAUUCAAAUGGUUUGGAUGCCGCCAGCAGUGUAUCGACCAACAAAAAAACCACCGAUCACCUGGUCGACUGGUUGACGCAUGUGCCAGAGCAUGAACUAAUAAUAUCGGAGGCACGUUCAUAUGGCGAAACAUUGGUGCAUCCACAAACGAAAACGUUGAUCCAAUCGCCGCAUUAUCGAAGUCAAAAUACCAGCGUGUACGAUAAGCCAUUGUCAACGAUCAUGAUGGAUGAUGCUGAUACGAUGGCUGAACGUGAUUUGGGCUCAACAUUCCUACUGCCACACACGCAUCUAUACAAACCGGAUAGAGCGAGCGACAUAUCCGGAUUCGAUUCGCUAUAAUGAACGCUGCUCGUCGCACAGUGGGCCCCAAUUUGUUAUGAGCUUGAGAAUUAUUUAUUUUUGUUUUUAAAGUAAUUGUUUCAUUCUGCAAAAGAAAAACAACACACACUAUUUAAGCAAUGCAAAUUUUACAUGCGUUUCCGUUUUGAAAUCGUUUUUCGAACAUUUUUUUUUUCUCUGUGUGUGUAAAUGACAAUGCUAUUUUUAUUGACUAUUUUUAUACUUUUGUAAAUUAUAUUACGAAAAUGAACAAUGCAGCCAUAUAGAAGAAUAAAAACUCUGUAAUAUUGUAGUGUUAUCAAUGGACGUGAACGUUAAAAGUGUAAAACAGAAAAGAUGAACAAUCGAAAGAAAAACCCGCUCCCGUUUGUUCAAUGUAGAGAAACAGGAAGAGAAAAUCAAUCGAUUUGCGAAAACAGCAAAUCGAGAUGUCGUGAGGAAAAGACCCAACCGAAUUUCAAACCAAUCGAAAAACAUAAAAUAUUGGCAAACAUUUUCUACAAUAGAAUCCAAUACAAGGCACAUCAUAAAGGUCUACCUCAUUCAAUAAAUCCAUUGUAACUAGCUUAAAACUGGUUUUUCAUAUGUCAAUGUGAAAAAUUGAGACGAUUUUGAACGAGAAAAACAAUUCAUUUUUUUUUUGUUGUGAAAUUUAAUUAGUAGCGAUUUCGAUAAUGGUGUGGUGAUGCAAAUAGUCAGUUUUAAUUUUUUUUCAAUUUUUUUUUAAUUUUUUUUUUUUUUUUUUUUGUACGAACGAAAGUGGAAUAAAGUAGAUUUUAAGUGUCAAACAGAAAUGAAAUUCGUUUCUGCUUUGUCGUCAAAUGGAAAAACGCAAUCAAUGAACGUGAACAUAAUGAUAUUUUAAAUGGAAAAUAUGACGUUUUAAUGGUUACGCAGAAAAAAAAAAAAAGAAACAGAAAAACAAUUGAAUUAGUGCCAAAAAUGUUUGAAAAACAGAAAUAUCGACGAUGAUAACACAAAAUGACGAUCAUUUUUUUUUAAUUUAUGAAUAAAGCGAGAAAAAUGCAGAGAAAAAAAAUGAAAACGGACACACAUAUAUAAUGUACUACUAUGACGGUGGGUUGACAUUUAUUCCGAGACGACAAUAUUAUGUUCUAGUUUGAUUUUAAGACAGAUAAAAAAAAAUAAACGUUGAAAUUAAAAAUAACAUUACAAUAUGCUUUCCAAUCGCAACAAAAAACGAACAAAUAGAAGAGAAAACACACAAACAUUUCGAGUGUGUUUUAUCAUCAAAUGAAUUGAAUUCAAAUUGGAAACAAAAUAAAAUCUUUCAAAAAAUAUACACCUUUCAAAUUCUAUUUAACAUUAUGUAAUAAUUUAAUCUAACUUUAAAUGACAACAAAAUCAAAAACAAAUCGAAAAGAUGAGAAAAAAACAAACAAUUAUUAUCUACAUUCAUUGAUUUAUAUUUUGCUUUUAAAUAUAAAAGAAAUCAACAAAACCUAUUGUGUAUUGUAAAACAUAAAGUUUAAAUAUAUCUAUAAAUAAAACUUA
Sitodiplosis mosellana (orange wheat blossom midge) is the source of this 20181-nucleotide messenger RNA. Its product is annotated as serine-rich adhesin for platelets. The record is from RefSeq and is a predicted model, not a curated record. Gene Ontology annotation, molecular function: calcium ion binding. The transcript has 18 exons. Lineage: Eukaryota; Metazoa; Arthropoda; Insecta; Diptera; Cecidomyiidae. The coding region runs from base 442 to 18666 and encodes 6074 amino acids.